Messenger RNA from Rhipicephalus microplus (southern cattle tick), 2732 nucleotides. RefSeq names its product ionotropic receptor 93a. Gene Ontology annotation, molecular function: ligand-gated monoatomic ion channel activity. Lineage: Eukaryota; Metazoa; Arthropoda; Arachnida; Ixodida; Ixodidae. The record is from RefSeq and is a predicted model, not a curated record. Gene Ontology annotation, cellular component: membrane.
AUGCCCAACAUCCAACUGGUCGGCGAAGGCUCAAAGGACCGCUUCCUCGAGCUGCAGGCCAACUACAGCGAGCUGCUUGGUAGAGGCCACCGGUUCCGCGUGCUAGCCGAUCAUGCGGAGGACGCUGAACAACUACCGGCCAUCAUGGGCAGUAAAUUGACUCACUCAUUUGGCCAUUCACUUGCAGAGAGUCUCCUCGAUGCUGCGUUCACCGUUGUCGACUGCCAAAAGACGCAGCACGCUUACAAUGUGGUCAAACAGCGCAUGCCCCAAACGUUCCUUGUGUCGAUUAUGGACCGCUACUGCCCACGGCUGGAAGAAACAUUCGCUCUAGGAUUUCCCGUCACUACGGGGCCGCUCGACAUCGUUCCUCUGCUGUCUGAUAUUCGCAACACCCGCGACCUGCGUUACUGGAAGAGUAUUGUCAUGCUACAUGACCCCGACUACAACCCAGUGUAUGUGGAGGAUAUGGUAAAGGCUGUGCGAGGCUUGUCGUCCAAUGUAAAGGCGGCGGCGGUCACAACCUUCCGGGUCUGUCUGACGACUUCUUGCCAACGUGGAACCACGUCGAUAGACAACAUCGUCGAGACUUUUAGCGAGUUGGUGCAUGUUCGCCAUUACAUCAUUGUGGGAAACAUGAGCCUUGUUCAGGGAGCUCUCACCAAGGUAGAAAGUGUUUCACACAUUCAGAACUGUGAAUUCAUAAGAGAUAGAAACAUGAUGACCUUUCAUCGUGACUUUGUGUGUAUUGUCACUGAAGCAAUCAAUGAAGAGUUUGAAAAGUUCGCUACAAGUUUUCCAGACGGUGCCAACGUUCUCAUAGCUUACGCAGAAGUCGCAGAAACAGACUGUCCCGUCGAGGAGAAUUGUCAGCUGCCAGUUGCAGUCGAGACGGUUGCGAAAACCAUCGGAGAUAAGCUUGCGAAGGGGUCGUACAAGCAAACACCACAAGAUUUUGGUAUGACGAAAUACAUUUUCGCCAACACGUCAAAGUCACUGCUGUUGGACAGCGGGCAGUGUGGCCAGUGCUCCCGCUUCGCACUGAAGACGGUGGCGAAGCUGCGUGGAGAGCAGGUGCUGUUGGACGUUGGCCAGUGGACGCUGGUGGCUGGCAUUCGAAUGGAGCGCAAGGAAUUCUUUCCUGGCAUCAUCGGAGAUCUUGGAGGCAUCAGGCUCAUCAUCGCUGUUAUCAACGACCCUCCCAUGUCUGUGGUUGAAAUGUCCGCAGACGGCAAAACAGUGAAAAAUGUCACUGGCACGAUGGCGGAAAUGGUUGAGUCACUGGCCAAAGGACUGAACUUUACGUACGAGUGGCGGGUGCCACGAGAAGCAGUUGCCGGGUCAUUCGAAAACGGCCAGUGGACUGGUUUGAUAGGGAUGCUCCACAGAAAGGAAGCAGACCUCGGAGCUUACGGCUUUUCGGUAACAAAAGAACGGUCUGAAGUCGUGAACUUCACGUCAGCGUACGACGAAUCUCCAUACAAGAUUCUAGUGCCGAAACCAAGGGCAAACUACAAGUACCUUUUUCUUGAUCCCUUCACCUGGGACACAUGGGUGGCCGUUCUUUUCUCGCUGCUUCUGAUUGGACCCGUCCUGUGGGGAAUCCACUGUGCCAGCCCCUAUUAUGACUAUUACGGCCUUCGAAAUGACAAGGGGCUCUUUCUUCUGCAAAACUGCGAGUGGUACUGCUUCGGAGCAAUUAUCCAACAAGGUGGCAUUCACCUGCCGGACGCUAUCUCGGGCCGCAUUCUGGUCGGCUUCUGGUGGCUCUUCGUCAUCGUCACCCUCACCACGUACAGCGGCAACUUAGUGGCAGACCUCACUUUCCCGAAAAUCCGGAACCCCGUGGACAAUGUGGACAACCUGGUUGCACACCGAGGGUACAUGCGAUGGGGCGCCUUCAAGGGACAGGCCGUCUUCGACCUGCUCAAGACACAGGAGCGCGGGUCACUGAAAGUUCUGUCCGAUCGGAUGAUGACAUUUGAGCCAAAUCACGAAAUGUGGGUGCUGGAUCAAGUGCGCAUGGGAUACAUGGCAUUGAUCGGCAGCGAGGUCACCAUGUUUCACUACUUAGGCCGUGAACUCAAUCGCACUGCCCGAUGCGACUUCGCCGUGGCCCGCGGAGAGGUCAUUCGAGACGUCAAAUCUCUGGCUGUGCGCGUCGGCUUCCCGUUUCUCGAUCGUCUCAACAGCGAGCUGCGGCGUCUGGUCGAGUCCGGUCUGGUGAUGCACUGGAAGCGAAAACACUGGCCUCGGGACAACGAGUGCACCGUGGAGUCCAAGCCUCAAGCUGGCGACAUCCGUAAGAUCACACUCAGCCACAUGACGGGCUCCUUCUGGGUGCUGGGCGUCGGCUUCGCCUCCUCCUUCACGGCGCUCUUCAUAGAGUUCGUGCGACGCAAACGCGAGCUGACUGCACCGCCGGGCCACAAGCCGCCCACGGUGAUACACACCAAGAGCCCGUUCUUCACGCGCACCGAGUACAGCGGCAAGGACAGCCUGGGAGACCGGUUCGCCACCGACUACGGCGGCCGUGGCAUACGCGACAACGCCGGGUUCGCCUUCAGCCCGCCCAACAGCCCGUUCCGAUACAAUGGCUACCCGAACAACCGCAGCGACCUCAUCCCGUACAACUACCCGGCAAGGCGCUACUAAACGCUGUGUCCCUUUCCCGAAGACUGCUCUGUUCCAUCAGACAGAAUAAAUGGAAUAUAUAUUCUAUUUAAAAAAAA